GACUUUUUGCUGUCACUCUCCAAAAAUCAGUUUGUUUACGUUCGCUUGCAAGCCGCUACAAAAUGGGUAAAAGUGAGAAAAAAUCAAAGAAAAAGCACAAGGAAAAGCGCAAGGAGCACAAGGAGAAGCACAAGUCGAAGAAAUCGAAGAAGCACAGCCGGAAAAAGGAGGAAUCCCCUCCGCCAGCCACACCACCACAGAAGCAACCAGAAAAUGGCACCGAGGAGGCGGUGAAGGAGGAGGAGGAGGACUUCGCCAUACCAAUAGCACUGAUGAACAGCAAAUCGCAUGCACCAGAGACACCGGAGGAGUACCAGCGACGCCAAAGCCAGAUCCGCAGGGAGGUGGACCCGGUCACUGGUCGCGUUCGCCUCAUCAAGGGCGACAGCGAGGUGCUGGAGGAGAUUGUGACCAAGGAGCGCCACACGGAGAUUAAUAAGAAGGCCACUCGCGGCGACGGGGAGUUCUACGAGGCAAGAUCUCUGGACGCCGCCAGGCGACGCAAAUAGCUGAUAACCAAAAAGCAAUAAUACUUAAUCGAUUUUAUGUCUUGUAGUAAUAAUUAAUAACUGUCAGUUUAAUUAAACAAAGGGCUAGCUAGCGACUAUAUGUACACGCGAAA
Messenger RNA from Drosophila suzukii, 622 nucleotides. RefSeq names its product ADP-ribosylation factor-like protein 6-interacting protein 4. Lineage: Eukaryota; Metazoa; Arthropoda; Insecta; Diptera; Drosophilidae. The record is from RefSeq and is a predicted model, not a curated record.